Molecule: messenger RNA, 3401 nt
Organism: Megalops cyprinoides (Indo-Pacific tarpon)
Lineage: Eukaryota; Metazoa; Chordata; Actinopteri; Elopiformes; Megalopidae
Gene: fzd4
Product: frizzled class receptor 4
Exons: 2
Coding region: 336-1922 (528 amino acids)
Biological process (GO): canonical Wnt signaling pathway; non-canonical Wnt signaling pathway; retina vasculature morphogenesis in camera-type eye
Cellular component (GO): plasma membrane
Molecular function (GO): Wnt-protein binding; Wnt receptor activity
Source: RefSeq, a predicted model, not a curated record
UGUCUGAGCCGCAGUAAAUGCUGCCGAUGGUGUGCGUAGCUGAAGUAUCCGCGGAGCAAGGGACCGCCUGAGAAGCAAACCCAAACGACUUUGCAUAGCUUUCCGCCUAAAAGCGAACGACCUUCAUCUCAAGAAAAUAAGUAGCUCUUCUUUUUAUAUAUAUCUAGCCGGAUACAUUUAUUUUUUUGAGUGCCUUACAGAUUUAUUUCGUCUGCCUGCUCUGGGCUGAGUUGUCUCGCGCUGUUAGACAACGUUAACUGCAGGGAAACAAAACCUCGUUGGCGCAUCAAGACUGCCCAACUUCGGUACAUUUGGAUUUAUACCAAAGUGGCAACAUGCAUUGGAUUCCCAUCUUGGAUAUUGUGCUGUUUUUCCUGACUGUGUUCCACAGUCAGCUGGGGCUGGCGCAUGCUUUUGGGGACGAAGAAGAGAUGACCUGCGACCCAAUCAGGAUAUCCAUGUGUCAGGAUUUGGGAUACAAUGUCACAAAGAUGCCCAACCUGGUCGGGAACGUGCUACAGUCCGACGCUGAGCUGCAAUUGACAACUUUCACUCCGCUUAUCCAGUACGGGUGUUCCAGUCAGCUAAAGUUCUUCCUGUGCUCGGUGUAUGUCCCCAUGUGCACGGACAAGGUGCCCAUUCCUAUUGGCCCCUGUGGAAGCAUGUGUCUGUCCGUCAAGCGGAAGUGCCUCCCGGUCCUGACCGAGUUCGGCUUCGUGUGGCCGGAGCUGCUUAACUGCAGCCUGUUCCCACCUCAGAACGACCAGAACCACAUGUGCAUGGAGGGGCCGGGGGACGACGACGCCCCCUACCACACCAUCCGCACACUGCAGCCCAUGGAGGAGGAGUGCCACACACUCGGCGCCAGCCCCGAGCAGUACGCCUGGGUGAAGCGCAGCCUGAACUGCGUGCUCCAGUGCGGCUAUGACGCCGGGCUCUACCGCCGGCAGGCCAAGGUCUUCACCGACAUCUGGAUGGCGGCCUGGGCCAUCCUCUGCUUCGUGUCCACCACCUUCACCGUGCUCACCUUCCUCAUCGACUCGUCCCGCUUCUCCUACCCCGAGCGACCCAUCAUCUUCCUCAGCAUGUGCUACAACAUCUACAGCAUCGCCUUCAUCGUGCGCCUGACGGUGGGGCGCGAGCGCAUCUCCUGUGACCUGGAGGAGGCGGCCGUGCCGGUGCUGAUCCAGGAGGGGCUGAAGAACACGGGCUGCGCCAUCGUCUUCCUCCUCAUGUACUUCUUCGGCAUGGCCAGCUCCAUCUGGUGGGUCAUCCUCACACUGACCUGGUUCCUGGCCGCGGGCCUCAAGUGGGGCCACGAGGCCAUCGAGAUGCACAGCUCCUACUUCCACAUCGCCGCCUGGGCCAUCCCAGCUGUCAAGACCAUCGUCAUCCUCAUCAUGCGCCUGGUGGACGCCGAUGACCUGACGGGUCUCUGCUACGUGGGCAACCAGCACAUCGACGCCCUCACGGGCUUCGUGGUGGCCCCACUCUUCACCUACCUGGUGAUUGGGACCCUGUUCAUUGCCGCCGGCCUAGUGGCACUCUUUAAGAUCCGCUCCAACCUGCAGAAGGACGGCACCAAGACAGACAAGCUGGAGCGGCUGAUGGUGAAGAUAGGCGUCUUUUCCGUGCUAUACACCGUCCCGGCCACCUGCGUCAUCGCCUGCUACUUCUACCAGAUCUCCAACUGGACCGACUUCAAGCAGUCGGCCAGGGACUCGUACCUGGCGGUGGAGAUGCUCAGGAUCUUCAUGUCGCUGCUGGUGGGCAUCACCUCGGGGAUGUGGAUCUGGUCUGCCAAGACGCUUCACACGUGGCAGAAGUGCUCCAACAGGCUGGUCAGCUCCAGCAGGACAAAGAGGGAGAAAAGGACGGACAGCUGGAUUAAGCCAGUAAAGGGAAAUGAGACAGUAGUUUGAAGUUUGUUGGGGGGGGAGAUGGGUGACAGACCGGGAAGCUGAGGUGGGACUCACGCCUGACACCUUGGGCAGGGGGAAGGGGCGGCUUUUAGGGACAUUUCGCCCCGAGCUGAGGGGGAUGUGGACACAUUGGACAGCCGAGUUGUGGAACAGGGCGCGAGGCGGGAAAGAGACAAAUCUUAAGGGGAAGCUGGUUGGAGAGACAUUGCCCAGGUGGGAAUCGCAGCCUAACUGUGGGAUUACGGGCUGCAGCGAUGGACAUUGUGGUCUGACUGACAGGGGGUGCCUCUGUCUCUGUUUAAACCUCUGGCAGCCCUUAGCUGAGCUGGAAUGGCUGGAGUCGCUGGCAUGCGGGUAAGAAUGGCGCUGUACGGGCAGUGAAGCCCCUCACUGACUGCAGCCACUGUGAGCUCCUGAGGAACUUCAUUUAUGUAGCAGCCUCCUUAUACAAUUCUUACGCAUUUUAAAAGUAUUUUUUUAAAAGAGUAACUUUACACUGGACAGUCAUAGUGCGGAUGUUAUACAGAUAUUUGUAUGGCAUGUAACCACACUGAAAAAAAUGCACUAUGAAGAGAUUAUUUACGAGUGCUUGUGUUGUGCCUUCGGGCAGGGGAAGGUCCGGGUCACUGAUAGAUUGGUGCUGCUUAUUAAACUGUGGUAUUUCUGAGCUGUACUGCAGCUUUUGUACAAGUCCUACCAGAGGAGCUUGGGAAAUCUAGGCUCCGCUGUUUUUACCCCCCUAGUAAACAGAAUAGGUCACUGUUCAUUAAAACAAGGACAUCUGUGGUCAUAAGUGGAGGGUUUGAGGCCUGUUCCCUCCUGUAGUUGUGUGGGGCAGUAGUCACUAAAACGCUCUUGUAAUCUUUGAGCUUAAUCUCUGAGUUUUAAGUCACAUGUUAUGAUCCCAUAUGAAUUUUUUUUACCAAUAUAAUUCUUUUAGCCCCAAUUUUAAUAUAGCCAUUGCAUUUUUAUAUAGAAAAGUGCUCCUUACGUUAUAAGAUUCAAUCUUGUUUCAAAUAUGACAUGACCAUCCUCCAUACAUAUGCACCGUCACAUGAGCAGAGAAUUGUGCAUGGUUGUAAACAAAUAGUUCGUCAUGAUCCAUCAGAGCUGUCUGCUGAUUUUCCUUGAGUGGAAUUUUAAUCACUUAGGAUGAUAGGCCACAGUACAAGCUAUGUAUUGUGUGACAUGAAAGUCAUAAAGAACAAACAUUCUCUGUAAAAAAUGUUUGACCAAAGUAAGAAUGAAUAAAUCAGCCUUGUCUGAGAUUGCUAGGAUUUGGUAAUCUUUUCAGGGCUGGAUGUUGAGACAAUCUGUAGAAGCCCUCUCUCUCUUUCCUUUGAAUGUAUGACUCUCAGAAGAAAUUUAUUUUUUCAUUGUUUUUUGUGGUGCCACAGAAGAGUAAACUGUAGGUACUAAAAACACCUAUCCCAGGACUCCAUGAAGUACUUUAAAAUAUUUUGUGAAAGAAAUGGUGUU